Molecule: messenger RNA, 3981 nt
Organism: Osmerus eperlanus (European smelt)
Lineage: Eukaryota; Metazoa; Chordata; Actinopteri; Osmeriformes; Osmeridae
Gene: kitb
Product: KIT proto-oncogene, receptor tyrosine kinase b
Exons: 21
Coding region: 172-3066 (964 amino acids)
Biological process (GO): multicellular organism development; positive regulation of MAP kinase activity; positive regulation of cell migration
Cellular component (GO): plasma membrane; signaling receptor complex
Molecular function (GO): growth factor binding; cytokine binding; transmembrane receptor protein tyrosine kinase activity
Source: RefSeq, a predicted model, not a curated record
AGGGAGAUAGGAGGGGGCCAACACUGUUCCUUUAAGGACCGUACAAAUUCAUCUGGGAGGCAUAACAUCGUCGGAGUGCUUUGUAGCGUUUAGGGAGUCGUUACGGUUAGACUGACUUACAUACAGUGUACUUACUGUCCGAGACGCAUGGGGUAAAAACGGAUUAUAACCAUGAAGAAAACUUGGAUUCUAUUCACUGCUCAAUUUCUGUUAUUACAAUUCACAGGUAAGGGCUGGUGCAGGCUCAUCCUGUCUCCCAGCGGUCCACACACAGUGGUUCAGAAAGGAGGGUCUCUGAAUCUUCGUUGUCAUGGUGACGAGGCCCCUGGCUCCGUCUCAGCCGCCUCUGUUCUUAAGUGGCAGCGGGAGCGGGGUCGAAGGGUGGAAGGGGAGGGAGAGGAUGACCAAGGAGCCUUCAUCACCGUGGCGGCUGCACAGGCUUACCACAUGGGGCUCUACUCGUGUGUCAACAACCGCACCUCAGAACAGAGUUCCAUCUAUGUGUAUGUGAAAGACCCCCAGAACGCCUUUCAGCGCACCAUGGUGAACGGCAUUCUGGUCCGGGAAGGUGAGGACUGUACCGUGCCCUGUCUUGCUACUGACCCAGCGGUCACACUACUGGCCCUGAACACCUGCGACGGGCGACUUCUGCCCUCUGACUUGCGUUACCGUGCCGACCCACAGCGAGGCAUCAUCAUUGCCAAGGCCAAGAAGGUGUACGAGGGCUGCUACAUGUGCGUGGGUGAACUGGGCGGGGUCCUGGUCAAUUCCAGCCAAUACACAGUGGAUGUUCGGCUGGCUCCGGAGAGUCCUCCCAUUAUCGACCUAUCACAGAAAGAGAAUGUGAUCCUGAGGAAAGGGGAAGAGUUCAAGUUGACCUGCAGCUCGUCCAAUGCCAACCCUGACCUCAUCCUCAAAUGGGAUUUCCCCAAAGACGCGCGAGUGUUUGAGACCCACAACUCAAAAAUCCUGCCUGGUGCUCGGGGUUACAAGCGCUCCACCAGUAUCUGGAUCACCUCUGUCAACCAAUCAGAUGGUGGGGCAUACCGCUGCCACGCCCUCAACGAGAGGGGCAAAACCACGGUGGUGCUUCAGCUCGAUGUCCGCGACCAUGGCUUUAUCCGUCUGUUGGAAGAGUCCAGGCCUACCCCUGCUCCAGUGAAAGAGGGAGAAAGCAUAAGCCUCAGGGUGGAGUUGGACUCAUACCCCAGACCCAAAACCCUCUCCUGGGUAUACAAGGGCAAGGUGCUCCGCAAUACCACAGAGCAUGUCAUCACCAUCCAACGAGAAACUUAUAGGUAUAUCAGUGAGUUAAAGCUGGUGAGGGUCCACGGUUCUGAGGGCGGGAUCUAUACCUUCUCAGCCGAUCACGAAGACGCCUCUCUCAAUCAAUCAUUCCCAGUCUAUGUCAUCAGUAAGCCAGUCAUCAUUUCCCAGGAGGGCCCUGUUGACGGACAGGUGCGCUGCGUUGCCGUCGGUUACCCAGCCCCCCAGAUCAGCUGGUACUAUUGUGAACUGCCCCACACGCGGUGCUCACACCUGGCCAAUGCCACCCAAUGGGAGCCGCAGGAGGUCGUCGUGGUAACUGUAUCCAACUCAGGCUUUGGGCGGCAGGAAGUGGAGAGCCGGGUGAACGUGAGCAAGGAGCAUGCACACUACCACACCCUGGAGUGUGUGGCUACAGCGCACGGACAGCAGGCCUACACACUGUUCGCUAUUGGUGAGCGCACAGUGCCCCAUGAGCUCUUCACCCCUCUCCUCUCUGGCGUGGUGGCUACUGCUGUCAUACUGAGCGUCAUACUGGUGGUGCUGCUCUACAAGUACAUGCAGAAACCCAAGUUCCAGAUCCAGUGGAAGGUUAUUGAGAGUAUCCAUGGCAACAAUUACAUCUACAUCGACCCCACCCAGCUCCCCUAUGACCCCAAAUGGGAGUUCCCUCGGCAGAAACUACGCUUUGGAAAGACCCUUGGCUCCGGGGCGUUUGGUAAAGUCCUGAGGGCCACAGCUUAUGGUCUCGGCUCACCAGACUCGGUAGUGACCGUCGCUGUCAAGAUGCUCAAACCCAGAGCUCACUCCACCGAGAAGGAAGCUCUGAUGUCAGAGCUGAAAGUUCUCAGUUACCUCGGCAACCACGUCAACAUUGUCAACCUGCUUGGGGCCUGUACUGUCGGAGGCCCCACGUUAGUGAUCACAGAGUACUGUUGCUAUGGAGACCUGCUCAACUUCCUGCGCAGGAAGAGGGAGACGUACUUCAGUUCCCAGAGUAACGACAGUUACUACCGCAACGUCCCCAACCAGAGAGAAUGCUCGGGCAGAGAGGGAAAUGGUGCAGGGUACAUGUCCAUGCGUCCGUCUGAAAAAGACUCAGAUGACAAGAAUGCUCUUUCUAUAGAUGAUCUGUCUCUGGACACCGAAGAUCUUCUCAGCUUCUCCUACCAGGUGGCUAAAGGCAUGGAGUACAUCACGUUCAAGAACUGCAUCCACAGAGACCUGGCAGCCAGAAACAUCCUGCUGACUCAAGGUAGAGUUGCCAAGAUCUGUGACUUUGGCCUGGCCAGAGACAUCACUACUGACUCCAACUACGUCCUCAGGGGAAACGCUCGUCUCCCUGUGAAGUGGAUGUCGCCGGAAAGUAUCUUUGACUCUGUGUACACCUUCGAGAGCGACGUCUGGUCCUACGGCAUACUGCUCUGGGAGAUCUUCUCUCUUGGUAGCAGUCCUUACCCAGGGAUACAUGUGGGCUCGGCCUUUUACAAGAUGAUUCAAGAUGGCCAUCGGAUGAGCAGCCCUGAGUUUGCGCCCAAUGAGAUGUACGAAAUGAUGCUACUUUGCUGGAGCCAGGAUCCGCUGAAGAGACCUUCCUUCAGGAAGCUGGUGGAGAGGGCCGAACUGCUCCUGUCAGAGAACACCAAGAACGUGUACCUGAACCUGAGCAGCGCACCUGUCCCUCCACGGCAGCAAAGGGCGCCCUCACGGAGGCUGAGCUCCGUCUGCAGCACCACCGCCCCCACCCAGCCUCUUCUGCUCAGCACCGCUGACGUCUUCCUGGACUACGACGCUGUCUGAGACACACACACACACACUUAUACACCUUCCUGCCUGCCUACCUCCUCAACUCUGCUACACAGUCCAGUGCUCUGAUCAGUCUGUCUCUCUCUCACACACACGCACGCACACUUGCAUUGGCCUCUCUCCACCCGUUUAUGGUAUUACUAUAUUGAUCCCUGGUGUAUUCCAAGUGCAUGUCUACAGCCGACUCAGCAGUCCUAGCCGGCCAUGAAAACCCAUGACGUCAUAGAACAUGACCCUAACGGAUGAGGUGUACAUUCUAAAUUGUAUACGUCUUGACGCACUCAACGGAUAACGGAUUGAUUCUGGUUAAGUGAUUCAGGAUUACUUUGUGGAUUGUAAAACAACAUCGUUAAGAGUAGGGAUACAGAGAAACCAAACAAAUGACUUAACAAUUGCUUGAUCAUAAAUAAAAAGCCAUAACAGAACGGUAUGAAUUGACAGAACUGAUUGUGUUUGGCCUUGGUAACUAAAACAAUUUACCUACAAAGCCAUAUGUAUAUGAGAGUAUAUGGAAAUACUGUUUUGUGUUUUCACUUAAAAUGUUUUGCGAAGAGGUGAAUAUACUGCUGAAUUUAGAAAUUUCUUUGAACGAGUGUUUCUGCCUUUGCGUCGGACUACUAGUUGACAUUGUGGAUAAUGUAAAUACGAGUGUAACCAUCCUUUAAACUAGUUUAGUAAUGUAUGUAUGUGUGUAAUGUAUGGGUUGUUUGUACUGGCAGUUUCAGAAUUUAGACUAUGUAAAUAUAUACAUGUCUGGCUCCUGGUUUGUAAAGAAUGUUUUGCUAGGUUUCUGCAAUGUAUGUGCAAACGAGCUUCAGAAUUGUUACAAACGGUUUUGAGGUUUAUGCAGUUUUGAUAAAGAGUGUUGAUUGUAAUACAGAAAGUAAAUAAAUAUGUACCAUUUGUGAA